CACCGUUCAGCCGCUCAGCAGCGUGGAUCUUGGAGAUUUUCAAAAUCGUGACAAAGUGGCUUUUAAUAGCCUUGUGAGAUUAAUGCAGGUAACCAGCCUGACUAAUAAAAAUGUCGCGGGGCCAUAAAUUGCUAUCCUGAAUCAGGCAAUGGCAGCCAAACAGACAGGCGAGCUUGGUUGUCACUCUAAGCUCUCCACCCGCUUUUGGCAGGCAAGCUCAACGGUAGCGAAUUUUUAACCACCAGACUUCCACGCGCUCUGUCAACAUUCCAUCACUCAGACUUGUUCCCUUCAACCACAUUAUUUGUGACAAACACAAUUGACAGUGUCAUUUAGAAUAAAAAGACAACUCAAGCAUCAUCCCACGACAAACCUAGAGGGCAAGGGAUGUCAUCCGCUGCGAAAGACCAGCCGGGUCGCAAGAAGAUUGUUCACCAUCUCGAUACACCCUUUACAACAUCACCAUGGCCAGUUGUAAGCCUCGAGGACCAACACAUUAUUCUUGAGCUGCUAUGCGAAUUACUCGGCCCAGUAGUGAAACACCGAAACCAAUUUUACAAGAACUCAAAAGGAAAGCGAAUCUCUCGUUACAUCGUCAGAGAGGGCAAGAAGAAUGAGGAGCUGCGUACGCGCCCUGCUAUCUAUGACCAGAUAGACAUAGGCUUCAACGUAAUCAACCGGAAAUUACAGGGAUUGGAUUUAGAAACGAACCGCAGGAACUUGGGUAAACCACCCAAGCUGCCGUAUUCCAUGAUAUUUGUGUCCCGCGGGGACCAAACGUCUGCCUUCAACAGCCACUAUCCGCAGCUAGUUGCCACGGCUGCAAAGAGGUGCAAAACAGACAAGGAUAUUCGGCUGGUCGGGUUUUCGCAGUCCGCCUCCCGAAAGAUUGCCGUCAGACUUGGUCUUGCUCGGGUAUCUGUUAUUGCUUUCCAUACAACGGCAUCAGACGCUGCCGCACUCUGGGAUAUGGUACAAAGCAAAGUUCCCCCGGUUAGCAGUCCUUGGUUGGACGAAAUUCGCGAUUUGGAAUACCGCCCAACAAAUAUCAAACAUGUUGAGACGGCUGUCGGGGCAAAGAAGACGAAGACGGCGCUUGACGUGAAAAAAUAGAUGGAUAUGCUUGAAGAGGCAUAGCUGAUGCACGCGCCAUAGUGUAUAAUACCAAUUAAUGAUAAUGAUAAGUACCCGUUAUAAGAAUUAAGUGGCUAAGCGUGUAAG
Molecule: messenger RNA, 1221 nt
Organism: [Torrubiella] hemipterigena
Lineage: Eukaryota; Fungi; Ascomycota; Sordariomycetes; Hypocreales; Clavicipitaceae
Source: the annotation of a GenBank genome assembly